UUUGUUGGGAAGGAGUGCGGGACAGGCUAAAAGUGAAAAGUGUAGAAGUUGCAAGUGGCAGAAUUUCUGCCGCAGAAAAUAAAAUUGCACUCGUAAAAUUGCUGCUCUAAGGAAGCCAAUCUAUCUAUCAACCCCAUCGGUUCUGCUAUUUUGUAGUUAGUCUUCUGAAUCAGAAGUUCUGCCGAUUCUGAUUUUUGAAUCUGCUUUGCACUUUGUCUAGACCGGAUUUUAUGGUUUACAAAAAUGGAUCAUCAUCGUGACCGUAAGAGGCACAGCAGUACACACUCCUCCACAACCGGGUACAUUUGCAAACCUAAGGUUUUGAAAAAUAAAAGUCAUAAGACGAAGAAGUCAAAAUCUUCUCGAUCAAGAGAUGUGCGUCGCAGUAGGAAUCAGAAACGAGCCAAGGAUAACAAAACGAGGAAGCGACAUCGUCGCAGACACUCGUCGUCAUCAUCUUCAUCAAGUUCCUCCAGUAGUUCAUCAUCAUCCAGUAGUUCCAGCAGCACUUCAAGUAGUUCCUCGUCAUCUACAUCAUCUUCCAACGAGAAAGAUGUCUUACGGUUAAAAUCUAAACUAAAGAAAAUUAAAGAAAGAUCAAGAUUAAAGAAGAGAUUAAGUACAAGUUCCGCAGAUUUGAGCAGUAAUCCUGCAAAGAAAGCCAAAAGUCAACCCGUGCAAAUACCUACCAAUAAUACAACAAGCGUUAAUAAUAAUAGUGUUGGAAAGUCGCCAACAUUUCCUUCGACUACUAAAAGUACAAACGACAAUGUUGGUCCUCAGCCCUCUUCUCUAAAGAACAAAGCAAUGGCUCCAAUGACCAAGGAAGAGUGGGAAAAGCGACAGAGCGUCAUUCGACGUGAAGUUUCACCCACGACUGGAAGAAUAAGACUGAUUCGUGGUGAAGGAGAGGUUAUCGAGGAGAUUGUGAGCAAGGAUCGUCAUAAGCAAAUUAACAAGGCUGCAACAAAAGGAGAUGGAGACAGCUUUCAGAAACAUCUUGCCAGCAAAUUUAGGAAGUCGUAAAGUAUCCGAGUAAUGCACAAUUCAAGAUCUUACCAAAUUCAUGUUAACAGAAAAUAAUUAAUACAUAUAUAUGGUAAGUUGUUAGGUUAAUCUUUUCCUGAUAAAAUUAUGCCAAGAUUAAUACAUAUUUGCAUACGGUACUCAUACGAGAUUUACAUAAGUGAAAGUCGAGGACAAUUAAUAAUUUCUUAUGUAAUUGUCUACACAUAAAAAGAACGCUUGUAGUAACAGCUCAAAAUGUUUUACGUGUUUACAUUUUAUUUUAAUCCAUUUGUCAUAUUCUUUGUGAAUCUGUUACAUUAUCUGUUGUUAUUAAAAGUAAAAAAUUAAAAUUGAGUUACGAUUACAAGA
Folsomia candida is the source of this 1377-nucleotide messenger RNA. RefSeq names its product ADP-ribosylation factor-like protein 6-interacting protein 4. NCBI's taxonomy places the organism in Eukaryota, Metazoa, Arthropoda, Collembola, Entomobryomorpha, Isotomidae. The transcript has 4 exons. Bases 244 to 1026 code for a protein of 260 amino acids. The record is from RefSeq and is a predicted model, not a curated record.